AUGCCGGUCGUCAAGGGAGGAGUGUGGACAAAUAUUGAGGACGAAAUUCUCAAAGCUUCCGUCUCCAAGUACGGACUCCAGCAAUGGGCUCGCGUCUCCUCUCUGCUCGCGCGCAAAACUGCGAAGCAAUGCAAGGCGCGAUGGAACGAGUGGCUCGACCCCAGCAUCAAGAAGACAGAAUGGAGCAAGGAGGAAGAUGAGAAGCUGCUGCAUCUCGCCAAAAUCUGGCCAGAUCAAUGGCGCACGAUCGCUCAGGGCGUCGACCGGACCGCGAACCAGUGUCUGGAGCGCUACCAGAAGCUGCUCGAUGAGGCAGAAGCCCGCGAAUCCUCCGGCCUAGGUCUCGCUGGACCAGAGGGCGGAGAAACACAGGCACCCAGCGCGGACGAUGUGCGACGUCUACGACCUGGUGAACUCGACCCCGAUCCCGAGACGAAGCCCGCGAGACCGGACACCAUCGAUCUCGACGAGGAUGAGAAGGAGAUGCUCAGCGAGGCGCGUGCGCGUCUUGCCAACACGCAGGGAAAGAAGGCCAAGCGCAAGGCUCGGGAGCGUCAACAGGAAGAGUCACGUCGUCUAGCCAACCUGCAGAAGAGGCGAGAGUUGAAGACGGCGGGCAUCAACAUCCGGGUCACGCACAGGAAGAAGGGGGAGAUGGACUACAACGCGGAUAUUCCUUUCGAGAAGAAGCCAACGUUGGGAUUCUAUAACACAGCGGAGGAAAAGCUUCAAAACGACCGAGAACAAGCAGCCUUCGAUCCAGGGAAACAGCAUCUCGCGAAUAAAAGAAAAGGCGACGGCGACGAGGAUGGCGAUCGGAAGAGGAAAAAGACCGAAAAGGACGGACUGUCCGAUUCGCAAAAGGCAGCCAUCAAAGCUGGGCAGAUGCAAAAGCUGCGCGAGGCUGAGCAGGUCAGCAAGCGACGGGGUCUCAAUCUGCCUGCGCCGCAAGUGGGCGAGGGUGAGCUGGAGGAGAUCAUCAAGAUGGGAAAGCUAGGCGAGGCUGCGAACACAAUGGCCCGCGAGAGCGACAACGAUGCGACGCGUGGGCUGGUCAACUCGUACUCCACGGUCAACAGCAGCGCCCCUAUCCGAACGCCAAAGGUCGCUGAGCAGGACGACCACAUCGCCAAUGAGAUUCAGAACAUUCGCGCGUUGAAAAAUACCCAAUCUGCUCUGCUAGGGGGAGAAAACACACCUCUGCACGAGGGAUCAAGCUCCACCGGCUUCGAUGGCAUCGCGCCGCGCAAACAGAGCAUGGUCACGCCGAACCCUAUGGCGACCCCAAGGGGACCCAAUGGCGUAGCAGCUACUCCAGGCCGGCCUGGCCAGACACCGCGUGACGUAUACGCCCUGAACGACGACGAUGACUCCUUCAACGUGUCAGCAACGCCUCGCGACAUUAGGCUGCGCGACAAAGGUCUGAAAGGCCAGCUGCGCUCAGGACUUGCCUCGCUCCCGAAGCCAAAAGACAUCGAGUGGGAACUUGAUAUCCCCGAAGAACAGAAAGAGGCGAUGCAAGUCGAGGAACUUACAGAGGAGGACGCCGCCGAACGCGAUCGCCGAGAACGGGAGCGUCGAGAAGCAGAAGAAGCCCUCGAGCGCCGCCGCCGAACACAGGUCAUGCAGCGCAAUCUGCCCAGACCCCUGACAAUAGAUCUGAAAAGUAUGACCAAGCGAGCCGAGCAGAUUUCCGACCCUGGCGCCGCCCUGAUCGCCAAAGAAGCCGCCGCUCUCAUGGCCAAUGAUUCAGCGCGCUACCCCCUUCCGGGCGCUCAGAUCAAGGGCAAGCCUACGCCGCUGCCAGUCCUUGACGACAAGGCGCUCGCCGAAGCGCGACUGCUGAUACUCUCCGAGACGAAGCCACUACCCAAGUUCGACGAGGUCCGGUCGCUCUUUGAGAACCGUGCCAAAACAUCGACUCUUCUUGGCCUUGGCUGCUAUGAUGAUGAUGAGGAAGCGCAAAAGGCCGCCAUGCGAGUUGCCUUUGACGCUGUCCAAGAAUCCAUCAUGUCGUCUGCCGAAGAGGGUGCCAAGCUCGAGAAGAAGCUUGCGCUACAUCUUGGCGGUUAUCAAAAACGACAGAAGCUGCUUCGGGAGAAGUACACGGGCGCAUCGGACGCUCUCGAGAAGGCGCGCGACGCGCUCUCUGGCUUCCGCACCCUCGCCAUCUCGGAAGACACCGCUGUCGAGAGGAGGCUCGAGGCGCUCCGGUCCGAGGUAUCUCUGGUCAGCAAGCGUGAGCGGGAGGCACAGGACGCGUACAGACUGGCGCGAGACGAGGUGGAAGGGCUCAGGGCGGGAGGACCGAACGGAUAUCAUCAUUAA
Molecule: messenger RNA, 2328 nt
Organism: Emericellopsis cladophorae
Lineage: Eukaryota; Fungi; Ascomycota; Sordariomycetes; Hypocreales; Bionectriaceae
Product: Pre-mRNA splicing factor CEF1
Exons: 2
Coding region: 1-2328 (775 amino acids)
Biological process (GO): mRNA splicing, via spliceosome
Cellular component (GO): spliceosomal complex; Prp19 complex
Source: RefSeq, a predicted model, not a curated record